AUGACGCUAGAGCAGCAGAUAUUGUCUUUGGAGAGUAGCCAGACGACUGCAGUUGCUGUGCAAGCGUUGUCACAAGGCGUGUCGGCGCAGAAGACUAUGAAUCAGCAACUUAAUAUUGAUAAUAUUGACGAGCUCAUGGACGACAUGGCUGAGCAGCAGGAUCUGCAGAAUGAGGUUUCGCAGGUGGGGGAGUUGUCGAGAGCAGUGUGUCGUGUGGGUGUUGGUACAAUAUGA
Perkinsus marinus ATCC 50983 is the source of this 234-nucleotide messenger RNA. RefSeq lists its product as hypothetical. Gene Ontology annotation, cellular component: cytoplasmic side of plasma membrane; ESCRT III complex; multivesicular body. Gene Ontology annotation, biological process: vesicle budding from membrane; late endosome to vacuole transport via multivesicular body sorting pathway. The record is from RefSeq and is a predicted model, not a curated record. Bases 1 to 234 code for a protein of 77 amino acids. The transcript is spliced from 2 exons. Lineage: Eukaryota; Perkinsozoa; Perkinsida; Perkinsidae.